UUGGAAGCAUCAUAUAGAACUGCAAAUGUUCCACUACGCGAGUAUAUUUGUCACAUUUACGGUUUGCGGUCUCUGCGGAGUCCUCGGAAGUACGACGUGUCCCCCAGUGCCCACCCACAAUCCUUUACAUCAAAAAGGAGAGGUCUGCCUUGUGGAACUGGCGCCAGUCCUCGAGCACAUUGCCAAGAAUAACAAGAAUCCGCUUUGGAACUCUGGUGACGAAACCAAACUCAAUGAAACCCGGAAACAACUGGUCAGGAUUGAAGGUGUGGAGGUGGAAACAAAGGACAAAGUGAAGGCGAUCCAGAAAAAAAUGGAAACCGAAUUUAAAGACCUAGAGAAGAAGAUUCCGAAGAACGAGGUCUGUUAUGAGUGCCUAGAGAAACAAGUGGAGGAAGCAAAGAAAGCCCUCUACCUUUCGAUGGAAGGGAAGAAAGUGAUUCGAAGAAAUGAAAUCCCGCCCAUAUUCAAGAAGAUUGGCUACAGUCACUUGUACAUUGAAAAGAAGGAAACCGCGGAUUGGUUUACUGCGACAAGCAAGUGCCACAAACUGGGCGGUCACCUGGCGACAAUCCAGAACGAGGUUGAAUUGAAUGCCAUCCAUAAUGAGGUCAACAUUCGGGAACGCAUCUGGCUGGGCAUCACCGACCUGGCCAAGUUUGGUGAUUGGGUUUCCUUGUCCACGGGUACAACUCCCACCUUCCUCAAGUGGGCCAAGCAUAGUCCUGAGGCCGAGACCAACCAGCGAUGCCUUUUCUUAGAGGGCGAGAUGAAGGAUGGAAGCUGCAGCCAGAAGUAUAUCUACAUCUGCGAGUACUGAACAUUUAUGUCUUAACUUAAUCGAUUGUACUAGAAUCCAAUAUCGUAUCCAAUAUAUGACAGUCCUCUCAGCUCACUGCAAAUAUUAAGCUAUUCCGUGAGUGAGUUCCGUCAGCUACGCCAU
Molecule: messenger RNA, 943 nt
Organism: Drosophila biarmipes
Lineage: Eukaryota; Metazoa; Arthropoda; Insecta; Diptera; Drosophilidae
Gene: lectin-21Ca
Product: accessory gland protein Acp29AB
Exons: 1
Coding region: 26-820 (264 amino acids)
Molecular function (GO): signaling receptor activity
Source: RefSeq, a predicted model, not a curated record